Molecule: messenger RNA, 2545 nt
Organism: Tympanuchus pallidicinctus (lesser prairie-chicken)
Lineage: Eukaryota; Metazoa; Chordata; Aves; Galliformes; Phasianidae
Gene: PTPN7
Product: protein tyrosine phosphatase non-receptor type 7
Exons: 10
Coding region: 817-1911 (364 amino acids)
Biological process (GO): protein dephosphorylation
Molecular function (GO): protein tyrosine phosphatase activity
Source: RefSeq, a predicted model, not a curated record
UGCACGGAGCCGGGGCAGCGACAAACAGGAAGAGCAACAGGGACACGGUGGGAGGCAGUGAGCAUCGACGGGCAUCGCAGCAGGAUGUGCAGCGCCCCAAGGGCAGCCCCUGCGGUACCUGAGCUGCUGCCUCAGUAAAACGCCCCCCAGACGUUCCCUGACCCGCAGACAGGGGUGCGAUGGCACCCGCGUGGCUGCUGAGCACGAUGAUAUGGGAACAAAGCGGCAUUUCGCUCCCUUUGGGUGGGUGCGGUGUGGGAUGGGGGAUGCGGUGAGGCGGCAAUGGUCGGGGCCGCGCCGCGGCUCCCCGUGGGGCGGGUGGGGGGUCACCGCGUGCCAAGAGGACGCACUGAAACCCACCGUGCAGCUCCCUCCCGUCUCUCCACGUUGGGCCGCAGAUGGGCACGGAGGGCCCCGAGCUGCGAUGCCCUCGGAGGAGCGCCGGGAUCGGGGGGCAGCAGCGCCGUGCCCACACGAGGGGGCUUUGGUGGGGAGCGGGGCCGCGGGCUGCCGUUAGAGCCGAGCUGCGGCGAUGUGGCCGGUAUGCGUGUGGGCGGCAGGCAGGGUGGGGGAGAAGGAGGGAGAGGAAGCGGCAGAGGCAACAGCUCCUUUGAUAAGCAGCUUCCUGAACACUUUCAAAGCCCCGGGUUCAGACCGACGUGCACAGCGCCCGCGGCCCCGUGCAGGGACGGACGGAGCCCACACCUCAGGGCGGUAGCCGCUUCUCCUCUGAUGGCAACUCCUUCCCUCGGGAGCUGAGGCCCCCCCACUCCCACUCCUCGUGCUUCAGGGCGAGCGCUUCGUGGCUGCCGCAGCAUGGUCCAAGCCUGCUCAGUGUGCCACAGAGCUCAUAACAGCAGCCUGACAGCCCGGGUGGCCACCAAAGCCAUGGACAAGGCAGACAAGCCCAGUCCCUCCACAAAGAAGCACGUGCGGCUCCAAGAGAGGAGGGGCUCCAACGUGUCGCUGGUGCUGGACAUGAGCUCGCUGGGCAGCGUGGAGCCCAUCCAGCCCGUAUGCACCCCGCGGGACGUCACGCUGCAGUUCCUGAGGACAUCCAGCCACGUGCUGAGGACGGAGGAGCUUCAGCAGCGCGCCCAGAGCCUGGCACAGCUCCAGGAGGAGUUCUCGAAAAUCCCUCCCAACUUCAUCAGUCCGGAGGAGCUGGAGAUCCCUGGCCGUGCCUCCAAGGACAGAUACAAAACCAUCCUCCCCAACCCCGAGAGCCGGGUGUGCCUCAGGAGAGCAGGGAGCCAGGAGGAAGACGGCUACAUCAAUGCCAACUACAUCACGCAGGGCUAUGCAGGACGUCCCCGGGAGUACAUUGCCACCCAGGGGCCCAUGCUGAACACCGUGACUGAUUUCUGGGAGAUGGUGUGGCAGGAGGAAGCACCCAUCAUCGUCAUGAUAACCAAGCUCCAGGAGCGCAAGGAGAAAUGUGUCCACUACUGGCCUGAGAAGGAGGGCACCUACGGCCCCUUCACCAUCCGUGUGCAGGGCAUUAGCGAGUGUGCAGAGUACGUGGUCCGCAGUCUCUCCAUCCAGCUGGAAGGUGAAUGCCGCCACGUCAAACACAUCCUCUUCCCUUCCUGGCCAGACCAGCAGACACCUGAGUCAGCCAAGCCCCUGCUGCACUUGGUGUCCAAAGUGGAGGAGAUUCUGCAGGCUGCAGCCAGCCCAGGGCCCAUCGUUGUGCACUGCAGCGCAGGCAUCGGUCGGACGGGCUGCUUCAUUGCUACCAGGAUUGGGUGCCAGCAGCUGAAAGACAAGGGAGAUGUGGACAUCCUGGGAAUCGUGUGCCGCCUGCGCAUUGACAGAGGCGGGAUGAUCCAGACCAGUGAGCAGUACCAGUUUCUCCAUCACACACUAGCCCUGUAUGCUUCCCAGCUGCCAGAAGCAGGGGGCCGUUAGCACCGGGCUCCACCAUCGCUGCCUCGCUCUGAACCCCCCCAGUGCCAAACCUGGGGACAACUCUGCUGAAUCUGCUCCUGCUGCACCGGCCAUGAGCCUGAGCCUCCCACAGGCUGAGCAGAGCCAUCGGGAUUGUGGCCCCACAAGCAGGGUUUGGGGUUUCACAAGGCAUGCGGCAGGACGCACCGUGCAGAAGAGCAAGCUGCACACAGGGACUGAUGCUGAGCGACCUGCCUGCUAGAAAUAAACAGAGCUUCUCCUCCAGCUGCACAUCAUCUGCGGGCAGAAGUUGGGACACGCAGGGCUCACUCCUUUGCACACACUUCGAUGCUCUUCUUGCUAAAGACACGCCUGGAGCUCUUAGUCCAAAGCUGCACUGCUGGUUGCCCUCGUUACAUGGCCUGCUUUCCUCUCUGCCUUCUGCCAUUGCCUUCCCACCUGCCUUAAAGUAGGGGAUACUCCUAAGUGUGUCUGCACUUUUGCAAGCACUCUGCUCCGAAUUGUAACCCAGCCUCAUUACACGAGGGGGGUGUUUGUGUUCUUGGGUUGUGGUUUUUUUUGUUGGAAUCAGAGCAAAAUAAUACACCCGUUUUGUUUCUUUUUCACUGUGUAAAUAGAAAAGUUUCAUCUUUAA